This is a messenger RNA of Solanum lycopersicum (tomato), 702 nucleotides long. RefSeq lists its product as uncharacterized. The record is from RefSeq and is a predicted model, not a curated record. Lineage: Eukaryota; Viridiplantae; Streptophyta; Magnoliopsida; Solanales; Solanaceae.
CAAACUCAUCUAAAACAAAAAAAAGUUCUUUCUCCAUUUUCUUUUUUCCAACAACAAAAAAAAAAUAUACAAAAAAAUAAUCAAAUUCCCAACUAAACAAAAGAGAAAAACAAGAAAAAUAAAUGGGUUCAUCAAUGAAAUCAUCUUUGAUCCUUUUUUUUACAUGUUCCCUUUUCCUCCAAGUCGCUUAUGCGGUAUAUAAAACUGAGGUAAAAUGUGAGAGUUUACCAAAUAGUGAUUGUGCAUUUGCAAUUUCAUCAACUGGAAAAAGGUGUGUAUUAGAAAAAGCAAAAAAACCAAAAGAUGACUUAAUUAGUAGUGAAUAUGAAUGCAAGACAUCAGAAGUUAUGGUUCAAAACAUGAAGGAACACAUUGAAACAGAUGAAUGUAUUGAAUCUUGUGGUCUUAAUAGAAAUUUCUUUGGAAUUUCAUCUGAUGAUUUGCUUGAGCCUCGAUUUGUUUCCAAAUUAUGUGCCCCUGCUUGUUAUCAACAAUGCCCCAAUAUUGUUGACCUUUACUUCAACUUGGCUGCUGGUGAAGGAGCAUACUUGCCAGACAUAUGCAACAAGAACAAGAAGUUGAAGAGUAGUGGUGCUGCUGAAGAUGGUGUUGAUGCUCCUGCUCCAUCUCCUUCAUUUUUAUAAAAUUAUUUUUACACCUUAUUAUAAAAUAAUAUAUAUGAAUAAUUUCUUUUUACAAGAA